This is a messenger RNA of Ochotona curzoniae (black-lipped pika), 4313 nucleotides long. It is a transcript of the gene FRMD4A, whose product is annotated as FERM domain containing 4A. NCBI's taxonomy places the organism in Eukaryota, Metazoa, Chordata, Mammalia, Lagomorpha, Ochotonidae. Gene Ontology annotation, cellular component: adherens junction; bicellular tight junction; cytoskeleton. The coding region runs from base 159 to 3290 and encodes 1043 amino acids. Gene Ontology annotation, biological process: establishment of epithelial cell polarity. The transcript is spliced from 23 exons. The record is from RefSeq and is a predicted model, not a curated record.
AUUCAAGUUAGAACCGGUGGUGGUGCAGUCGCGCCACCCCGGAAAGGGGGAGCUGCUGGCAGCUCCCGACAUGGCUCUUUUCAUGUGGGAUGCUUAAGGACAGCUGGCAGACAGAGUAACUUGCAGAGGAGAGAAACUGGCAUGAGGAUUCCGCCAAAAUGGAAGGGCUCCUGUCUCCAAUGAGGACGAAGAUGACGGAGGGCCGUCGAUGUCAAGUACAUCUUCUUGAUGACAGGAAACUGGAACUCCUGGUGCAGCCCAAGCUUUUGGCCAAGGAGCUUCUUGACCUCGUGGCCUCUCACUUCAAUCUGAAAGAAAAGGAAUACUUUGGAAUAGCAUUCACCGACGAAACGGGACACUUGAAUUGGCUCCAGCUAGAUCGGAGAGUGUUGGAACAUGACUUCCCUAAAAAGUCUGGACCCGUGGUCUUGUACUUCUGCGUCAGGUUCUACAUAGAGAGCAUCUCCUACCUGAAGGACAAUGCCACCAUUGAGCUCUUCUUUCUCAAUGCCAAGUCCUGUAUCUACAAGGAGCUUAUUGACGUCGACAGUGAAGUGGUGUUUGAAUUAGCUUCCUAUAUUUUGCAGGAGGCAAAGGGAGAUUUUUCCAGCAAUGAAGUCGUGAGGAGUGACUUGAAGAAGCUGCCAGCCCUUCCCACCCAAGCCCUGAAGGAGCACCCUUCCCUGGCCUACUGUGAAGACAGAGUCAUUGAGCACUACAAGAAGUUGAACGGCCAGACGAGAGGGCAGGCGAUUGUGAACUAUAUGAGCAUCGUGGAGUCUCUCCCAACCUACGGGGUCCACUAUUAUGCAGUGAAGGACAAGCAAGGGAUACCGUGGUGGCUGGGCCUGAGCUAUAAAGGAAUCUUCCAGUAUGACUACCACGAUAAAGUGAAGCCAAGAAAGAUCUUCCAAUGGAGGCAGUUGGAGAACCUGUAUUUCCGAGAGAAGAAGUUCUCAGUGGAAGUUCAUGACCCACGGAGGGCUUCGGUGACAAGGAGGACAUUCGGGCAUAGCGGCAUUGCUGUGCACACGUGGUAUGCCUGUCCAGCGUUGAUCAAGUCCAUCUGGGCUAUGGCCAUUAGCCAACACCAGUUCUACCUGGACAGGAAGCAGAGUAAGUCCAAAAUCCAUGCAGCACGAAGCCUGAGUGAGAUCGCCAUCGACCUGACUGAGACUGGCACGCUGAAGACCUCGAAGCUGGCCAACAUGGGAAGCAAAGGGAAGAUCAUCAGCGGCAGCAGCGGGAGCCUGCUGUCCUCAGGUUCUCAGGAGUCAGACAGCUCACAGUCGGCCAAGAAAGACAUGCUAGCUGCCUUGAAAUCCAGGCAGGAAGCUCUGGAGGAGACGCUGCGCCAGCGGCUGGAGGAGCUUAAGAAGCUGUGUCUACGCGAAGCCGAGCUCACGGGGAAGCUGCCAGUUGAAUACCCCCUGGACCCUGGGGAGGAGCCCCCUGUUGUCCGGCGACGAAUAGGGACUGCCUUCAAGCUAGAUGAACAGAAGAUCCUGCCUAAGGGAGAGGAAGCAGAGCUGGAACGCCUGGAACGUGAGUUUGCCAUUCAGUCCCAGAUUACGGAGGCUGCCCGCCGCCUCGCCAGUGAUCCCAACGUCAGCAAGAAGUUGAAGAAACAGAGGAAAACCUCGUACUUGAAUGCACUGAAGAAGCUGCAGGAGAUUGAAAAUGCCAUCAAUGAGAACCGCAUCAAGUCGGGCAAGAAACCCACGCAGAGGGCUUCACUCAUCAUAGACGAUGGAAACAUUGCCAGCGAAGACAGCUCGCUCUCCGAUGCCCUUGUUCUGGAGGACGAAGAUUCUCAGGUUACCAGCGCAAUAUCCCCUCUGCAGUCCCCUCACAAGGGACUGCCUCCUCGGCCACCAUCGCACAACAGGCCUCCACCUCCCCAGUCUCUGGAGGGACUCAGGCAGAUGCACUACCACCGCAAUGACUAUGACAAGUCACCCAUAAAGCCCAAGAUGUGGAGCGAGUCCUCUCUGGAUGAGCCUUAUGAGAAGGUGAAGAAACGCUCUUCCCACAGCCAUUCCAGCGGCCACAAGCGCUUCCCAAGCACAGGGAGCUGUGCUGAAGCGGGGGGCGGGAGCAGCUCCUUGCAGAACAGCCCUAUCCGUGGCCUGCCGCACUGGAACUCCCAAUCCAGCAUGCCAUCCACACCAGACCUGAGGGUCCGGAGCCCCCACUACGUCCAUUCUACGAGGUCGGUGGACAUCAGCCCCACGCGACUGCACAGCCUCGCCUUGCACUUUAGGCACCGGAGCUCCAGCUUGGAGUCCCAGGGCAAGCUCCUGGGCUCGGAGAAUGACACGGGAAGCCCCGACUUCUACACCCCACGGACUCGUAGCAGCAAUGGCUCGGAUCCCAUGGACGACUGCUCGUCUUGCACCAGCCACUCGAGCUCGGAGCACUACUACCCAGCACAGAUGAACGCCAACUAUUCCACGCUGGCUGAGGACUCGCCAUCCAAGGCGCGCCAGCGGCAACGGCAGCGGCGCCGUGCGGCGGGCUCGCUGGGCGCCGCGGGCUCCGGCAGUCUCCCCAACCUGGCGGCGCGGGGUGGCGCGGGCGGCGCGGGCGGUGCGGGCGGCACGGGCGGGGUCUACCUGCACAGCCAGAGCCAACCCAGCUCGCAAUACCGCAUCAAGGAGUACCCGCUGUACAUCGAGGGCAGUGCCACGCCCGUGGUGGUGCGCAGCCUGGAGAGCGACCAGGAGGGCCACUACAGUGUCAAGGCGCAGUUCAAGACGUCCAACUCCUAUACAGCUGGAGGCCUCUUUAAGGAGAGCUGGCGCGGCGGCGACGAAGGCGACGCGGGCCGCCUGACGCCAUCGCGCUCGCAGAUCCUGCGGACUCCGUCACUGGGCCGCGAGGGUGCCCACGACAAGGGCCGCUCUGCUGUGUCGGACGAGCUGCGCCAGUGGUACCAGCGCUGCAGCGCCUCGCACAAGGAGCACAGCCGCCUGUCGCACACCAGCUCCACCUCCUCAGACAGUGGCUCGCAGUACAGCACCUCAUCCCAGAGCACCUUCGUGGCGCACAGCAGGGUCACCAGGAUGCCUCAGAUGUGCAAGGCCACAUCAGCUGCCUUACCUCAAAGCCAGAGAAGCUCAACACCGUCGAGUGAAAUUGGAGCCACUCCACCAAGCAGUCCCCACCACAUCCUAACUUGGCAGACUGGGAGCUAUGACAGCUGUUUCCUGGAUUCCUCCCUGUAUCCAGAAUUAGCUGAUGUCCAGUGGUACGGGCAGGAAAAAGCCAAGCCCGGGACCCUCGUGUGAGCCAACCCGGCCUGCUCUGACCACCUCGACACCAUUUGGAGUCACCUCACUGCCUCUCAUUUGCCUUACCCAGACGCACUGUCACCUGCACCAGCUUCAGCCCUCAGCACUUUUUUCUCCCGUCUCCGCAUUCCCUUCAUCCUCCAAACCUGACUGAGGAGACAUUCUGGAAGGUUCCGGUCCCACUGUGUGUCUCCUGGCUCUCUUGGCCACAGAGAGCCAGACAGCAAUCCUCAAUGGCACCUCAGUGGCUUCCCUCUGCCAUGGCAGUCCCCAGGCCAGGGACUGUCAGGGAAGCCAGCUGGCAUCAAAUUCCUGCAGACAAGUGGCACUGACAGAGAACAGGACAGGGGCCUCAAGUACUGGGUGAUCCAAAAGGACAAUGAAGCUGUGUCCAGGCUGCUCCACCAAGGCCAGCCAAGUAUGUCAUGAAGAGGACGCCUGGGAGGGAUGUUCGGUCUACACCUGAAACACCCCUUUCUUCACAAGGCAGCACUUAAGGGAGUGGCUGUGAUGGGCUGGGAGGGACUUAGAAAGGAAAGACGUUCAGACACACACAGGAGGACCACAAUUAGUUUUGUGCUGCCAAAGAUGAAACAAAUUACAAAAAUACACGAAAAACAGGAGAGGGGCCAAGAAGACAUUCUUUCUGCAGCAAAACUUCAUUUAAAUUCUAAACUGUGACUACACCCUACAAGUCAAGGUCACAAGUUUGUAAAUGGCAUCCUCUACUCAAGCCUCUCUUCUGUCUUGGGGCCACAUCCCCCUUCGCAGACAGCCUGGAAGGUACCCCGGAGUGCAGGGCAAGGACGAGGACGCAUUGGCUGGCACUGCUGCCCCGAGAGCCUGCAGCAGCCUGGACAGGAAGGAAGCCGGGAGCAGAGUGUGCUGGAAACCCUGGACCGUGCAGGGGGUUGAUCCCCAGACCGCCUACAAAGCUGCUUUCCUCUUGGGAUUUGUAGUAAACAUAAGGUGAUAAUUGCCAAAAGUGGUUCUCUCUCAUUAAACCAACCAGUAAAUGUG